This is a messenger RNA of Vicia faba (fava bean), 1410 nucleotides long. NCBI's taxonomy places the organism in Eukaryota, Viridiplantae, Streptophyta, Magnoliopsida, Fabales, Fabaceae. The record is from the annotation of a GenBank genome assembly.
AUGCAGGUAAAAGAAGAGUUGAAAGCACUCGCAAAGAUUGCAGGUCCGAUAACAAUGACAAACCUAAUGAUGCAUUCUCGAUCGGCAAUCUCAAUGUUAUUCCUUGGUCGUCAAGGAAGAGCAGAGCUAGCUGGGGGUUGCCUAGCCCUUGGUUUCGCCAACAUCACCGCAACUUCAGUUCUCAAAGGUCUAACAAUGGGAAUGGAUCCAAUUUGUUGUCAAGCAUAUGGAGCCAAAAGAUGGUCAGUUCUAAACCAAGCACUUUUGAGAACACUAUGUCUCCUCCUAGUUGUUACAAUCCCAAUUUCACUUUUAUGGCUUAACAUGGAACCACUACUUCAAUUACUAGGUCAAGACCCUAGUGUCACAAAAGUUGCACAAAUUUACAUGCUAUACUCAAUUCCUGAAUUAUUUGCUCAAGCAUUUCUCAAUCCAUUAAGAACUUUUUUAAGAACUCAAGGCUUAACAGCACCAAUUACUAUGGCUGCAUCAUUUGCAGCACUAUUACACCUACCAAUAAAUUAUUUCCUAGCUACUUAUUUGAAAUUAGGUGUAAAAGGUAUUGCAUUAGCCACCGGAAUGAACUCAAUAAACAUGACAUUAGGAAUGUUGGUUUAUAUUAUUUUUUCAAAUAAACCACUUAAGCCAUGGCAAGGUGUUACAAUAUUUGGCUCUAUUUCUCAUGGAUGGAAACCGUUUCUUGGUCUUGCAAUUCCUAGUUGUCUUUCGGUUUGUUUAGAAUGGUGGUGGUAUGAGAUAAUGCUUUUUCUUUGUGGUUUGUUGAGUGAUCCUCAAACUUCAGUUUCAACAAUGGGAAUACUUAUUCAAACACUUGGUUUUCUUUACGUGUUUCCGUAUUCACUUAGUGCAUCUUUGACAACGAGAAUUGGUCAUUCGUUAGGGUCAGGAGAAGCCUCACGUGCAAAAGGAACCGCUAUAAUUGGGAUUUUGAUAGCGGUUUUACUUGGGAUUUUGGCUUUUGUUGGACUGAUUUUAGCAAGAAAAAAUUGGGGGAGAUUAUUUACGGACGAGGUACAAAUUAUUGAUAUGAUAAGAAAAGUACUUCCGAUUUUAGGGUUAUCUGAAAUUAGCAAUUGGCCACAAACGGUAUCAUGUGGGAUUUUAGCUGGAACCGCGCGUCCUUAUGUUGGUGCUAGAAUUAACUUGUGUGCAUUUUAUUUAGUUGGGUUACCAGUUUCAAUUUUUGCUAGUUUUGUGUACAAAUUUGAAUUGGUAGGUUUGUGGUAUGGAAUGUUGGCAGCACAAGUUUCAUGUGUUUGUAUGAUGGUGUAUACUUUGGUUCAAACAGAUUGGGGACAACAAACUAAAAGAGCGUUGGAGUUGGCUCAAAAAUCAACACAACAAGAAAGUGUCAUUGAUGAAGAAAGUGUGUUGCUUGAUUCUCUCUAA